AUGAAUUUAUUUACUGAAAAAACGAAAAAACAAGUCGCAAAGUGGCGUGAUUUUAUUCAAAAUAAACAUAAGGAUGAUGACGAUGAAAUUGUUUGUAACGACCCAUUAUUAAUCAUUGAAUAUAAUCAACCGGGACUCCUAAGCCGAAAUAUCACGGAAAAUAACGUUGGAGCAGUGAUCAGAGGAACUCCAUAUUAUACUCCUAUCGCAUAUCCAAGGGCAAAUCUGACACAAUCAAAUUCUUUAUUCGCAUUUAACGAUAUGCAGACAAUGGAGGUUGCUAUCACACGAUUAUAUGAUACCUAUCAUAAUGAUGUUAUAGGACGGCAAGAUCCUAUUGUUGGACGAGUAUAUAUAAUAGAAUUUCGCAGGACCAAUACAUUUGAAGUUUUUGAACAAAACCAUGUUUUUGAUUAA
Molecule: messenger RNA, 417 nt
Organism: Funneliformis mosseae
Lineage: Eukaryota; Fungi; Glomeromycota; Glomeromycetes; Glomerales; Glomeraceae
Source: the annotation of a GenBank genome assembly